AUGUGUAUUUCUACAGACAUCCUGAAGAUUUACCACCUGUGGCACUUCACAUCUCUAACAAAACUUCAAUUGAAUAAUAAUGUUAUAGAGAAGAUUGAAAGGUUGGAAAACCUGACUAAUCUGCUCUGGCUUGAUCUGUCAUUCAAUAAUAUCAAGGUGAUAGAAGGUCUGGACACUCUUGUGAAACUUCAGGAUUUAAGUUUGUUCAACAACCGCAUUUCUGUCAUCGAAAAGCUGGAUGCUCUUCAAAACCUGAACAUCCUCUCCAUUGGAAACAAUGCAAUUGCUCAGCUUGAUAAUGUGAUAUACCUCAGAAAGUUUAAGAACCUGCGCACUCUCAACCUCGCUGGAAAUCCCAUUUAUGAUGAAGAAUGCUACAAGACAUUCGUGACAACCAAUCUUCCACAUGUGGUCUACCUUGACUACAGACUGCUGGAUGAACCGACUCGAGAGAUGGCCAUCACAAAGUAUCAGUAUGCUAUUGAAGAAAUACUACAAAAUGAGCAGCAGGAGCAACAGGCCAUGGAGGCUCAAAGAAUCAACAACCUGGAGCUUCAACUGCACAAGGAUGCCUUUGUGGAGUUCUUGAAUGGACCACAGCUGUUUAACAGCAUGUUUACUGAUGAUCCGGAUGCAGAUAUACUGACUCUCCUUCCUGGAAUGACAGCACUGCUGGAGUCAUAUCCUUGUUAUUGAAAUUCCAUUGAAGUAAAUCAACCAAAUUCUCAGUUUUGACCAAAAUCUCAAUUCAAUGUAUUUUUUAAUAAAAAAAAAACUC
Molecule: messenger RNA, 778 nt
Organism: Triplophysa rosa
Lineage: Eukaryota; Metazoa; Chordata; Actinopteri; Cypriniformes; Nemacheilidae
Gene: drc3
Product: dynein regulatory complex subunit 3
Exons: 5
Coding region: 1-696 (231 amino acids)
Molecular function (GO): protein binding
Source: RefSeq, a predicted model, not a curated record